AUGAAGGAAAACAGAGCCGACACAGCCUCCUCCAUCGAUGGCUCAACGCCCGCAACGAGUAAUCGGGAGGUGUAUGAUGUUGUCGCUGGCGAUAAACAGUCAUUCCACCAAACAGCGAGUGACUUGGAACGCGGUGUGACUCCGGACGAAGAAAGAAAAACCAUCGAAAAAGCAGACGAAGAAGCUGUCGACCCUAAUAUUGUUGACUGGGACGGGCCCGAUGACCCUGAAAAUCCAUUGAAUUGGACGACAAAGAGGAAGGUGGUCGCCACGGUCUCAAUUGCUUUGAUUACAUUGCUCACACCUCUCGGUUCAUCAAUGUUUGCGCCUGGUGUCUCGGAAGUAGUUCAUGAUUUCAAUGUCAAGAGCGUUGAGCUCUCCUCAUUUGUUGUUUCCGUAUAUCUCGUUGGCUACUGCUUUGGUCCACUGCUGAUCGCGCCGGUGUCUGAGAUCUUGGGGCGCCGGAUCGUCUACAACUGUUGCAACUUCCUUUAUGUCGUCUUCACCAUUACAUGUGCCGUGGCGCCCGAUAUUGGUAGCCUGACCUUUUUCCGAUUCCUAGCAGGAUUUGCCGGAAGCUGUCCACUCACGAUCGGCGCUGGCUCCAUCGCAGACAUGUUCGUCCAGGAACAUCGAGGCGGGGCCAUGGCUGCAUGGGCGUUGGGUCCCCUGGUCGGCCCCGUCGUCGGACCGGUUGCUGGUGGUUAUCUUUCCCAGGCGAAGGGGUGGCGAUGGACCUUUUGGGUUUUGGCCAUGGCCAGUGGCUUCAUCUUUGUGCUUUCGCUGUUCACCAUCCGCGAGUCUUAUGCGCCUACGCUUCUGGCCGCCAAAACCAAGAAGCUCAGAAAAGAGACGGGGAACGAAAAUCUCCGCUCCGUCUACGACACGGGCCGUAAGCCCAUGGAUCUAUUCAUGUUUUCAAUCGUGCGACCUACGAAGAUGCUUUUCAUGUCGCCGAUCGUGUUCCUGCUCUCGCUCUACGUGGGUAUCAUCUACGGAUACUUGUACCUCCUCUUCACCACCAUCAGUGCCGUCUUCGAGGGCCAAUACGGAUGGUCCCAGGGCUCAGUCGGUCUGUCCUACCUCGGCAUCGGCAUUGGUUCCUUCAUCGGCCUGUUCAUUCUUGGUGCAACAUCCGAUCGGUUGCUCCAUUAUCUCGCCGAGAAGAAAGGCGGGAUGAAGCCCGAGUACCGACUGCCACCGAUGAUUCCGGGCUCGUUCUUCGUGCCCAUCUCUUUGUUCUUCUAUGGAUGGAGUGCGUACUAUAAGACCCACUGGAUUGUACCGAUCAUCGGAACCUCCUUCCUUGGAAUAGGCAUGCUCAUCAGCUUUAUGACCGUGAGCACAUAUCUCGUCGACGCUUUCACCACCUACGCUGCAUCCGCUAUGGCUGCCAACACUGUUUUCCGAUCUUUGGCGGGUGCAUUGCUCCCUCUUGCCGGUCCCAAGAUGUAUGAGCGUCUCGGGCUUGGUUGGGGAAAUUCCUUACUUGGCUUUAUCGCCUUGGCUAUGUGUCCGCUACCAGUGCUUUUCUAUCUGUACGGUGAGCGCAUACGAACGAGUAAGCGUUUCCAGGUAGACUUUUGA
Molecule: messenger RNA, 1587 nt
Organism: Penicillium diatomitis
Lineage: Eukaryota; Fungi; Ascomycota; Eurotiomycetes; Eurotiales; Aspergillaceae
Product: MFS transporter
Exons: 4
Coding region: 1-1587 (528 amino acids)
Biological process (GO): transmembrane transport
Molecular function (GO): transmembrane transporter activity
Source: RefSeq, a predicted model, not a curated record